GAACUUUUAAACUAUUGGCAGAGAGACAGAUUAUUUUUAAAGCUAGCAGGAUAUCUCAGCUGCUCAGCUGUUUCCAGUGAUUUAACCUUCUGGUCAUUAGCAUUUUACUAACUAAGAGACUGGAGCUCAGAAUGUGUUUUGCUACACCCAGCAAUCAAAUCAACAAAUUAGCAGAUUGAUUGAUUAAUAGAAGCUUGUUGUUUUUUUAAACAUAUGCAGAUACCAGAACGUGAAGUUUCCGUUGAAAUGUAUUGUAGACUUCCGCUGGCACGUAUCUCUCGGCGCUACCUCACCAUACUAGGAACUCUGGGAUUUGUUUUCGCCGCCAUGAUGGUGUAUACUCACGUUGAUGAAGAGCGCUACAUGACCUUUCAAGAGAAGUAUCUGGAGAUCUUCCGGUUUGUCCCAUCACCCAGACCUUACCCUCCAGAGGGCGCCCUGGACAAGUCUCAAACUUGCAUUCACCCCAAGCUGGACGUAACUGACCCAGUUAUGAUGCACUUCUACAAGAAACUGAAGAAGGUGCAGUGUAAGGGCGUCACCAACUGGGUGUUCGUCAGCAAUGGCACGUUAAGAUUUGACCCUAAAGCGGUAAUUCUCUAUGGAUCAUUCAAAUGCAACUACUUUCCUCUUAUUCGAGGCCCGGGUGACUACAAUAUAACCUACGGGAAUAUGACCGAGAAUGUUCAGGAUGGUUCAGCGCUGGUCUCUGAUUUCUUUAAAAUUGAAUGCAUGUCUACAAAGAAAAAAAAUUAUACAAAUAUUCACGCGGGAGUGCAUGUUAACAAAACGAUUAAAGCGAGACUCGCUUCAAACAAGCCUCCGGCUGGUGGCCUUGGCUUGUCAGUUGCACUGCUGGGAUUUGAUUCCAUGUCUCGAAUGUCUUGGUUGAGGCGGAUGCCGAUCACGAGGAACUAUUUGGUUAACUCCUUGAACGCAAUAGAACUCGAGGGCUACAACAUUCUCGGGGAUGGGACCCCGGCUGCCCUGCUUCCUAUUCUGACCGGCAAGCACGAACAGGAACUUCCGGAAGCCAGAAGAAGCAUGAACUUCUCCAACCCCGUGGAUGACUUCCCUUGGAUCUGGAAAGACUUUCAGAAUAAUGGCUACGUCACGUCAUGGGCGGACGCAGAAGUCAGCAUAGCGCCUUUCAACUACCGCCUGCUGGGGUUUGAACAUUCGCCGACGGACUACUUCAUGAGGCCGUUUUUUCUAGCGGUGGAUCCGACCUACAAGAAGUACUCUCGCUACUGUCACGGCUCCGAGCCCAAGCAUAUGAUAUGGUUGAAAUGGGUUCAGGAUCUAUUUUAUAUGUACAAAGACGAUCCCAAGUUUUUGGUACAUUUUUACACGCCGCUGAGUCAUGAUGACAACAAUUUGAUAACCAUGGCUGAUGAAGAUUUGAAAAGGACUAUUGAAAAUUUAGAGCUCCAGGGCUAUUUGAACAACACUCUUCUGCUUGUCAUGGCAGACCAUGGCGCUCGAUUCGCUAAUGUCAGAAGAACAUAUUCAGGGAAGUUAGAAGAACGAAUGCCGUAUGUCAGCCUUCGAUUUCCUCCUUGGUUCCAUGAGAUGUACCCGGAUGUUAUCAACAAUGUGAAAACCAACACUCAGAGAUUGACCAAUCCCUUUGACAUACACGAAACUUUAAGGGACAUUCUCAACUUUAGUGGUGCCGGGCAAGGAAGCGUGAAGGACCGGGGAAUCAGUUUGUUCAAAAGUAUUCCCAAAGAGAGGAGCUGUGAGGACGCUGAUGUGGCUCCCCACUGGUGCGCUUGUUUGUCCUGGCAGGAUGUGAACGCCACGGAUGAAGUGGCCUCCAGAGCUCUCCGAACCGCGGUGGAAACUAUCAACUUCUUCACGGACUCCUACCGUGCAGAUUGCGCCUUGCUGGCUGCUGGCGAGGUCUCUAUGGUCAGCCGACAGGUGGUCAACGAGGAUCUCCUCAGGUUUAAAGAGACGACCGGGGACCGUGGGCUUGAGCCCAUCCUGGCCAACAAGAGCAUGACCCUGGAGAGGGUGAUCUAUCAGCUGACCUUUUUCACGGAGCCAGGACACGGGGAGUUUGAGGUCACACUAGAAUAUCUUCCUAGCACGGACGUGAUGACCGUGGACCCCAAGGCCAUCAGUCGAAUCAACAAGUAUGGUGACGACCCUGCUUGUAUUCUGCAGAAGAACAGAGAGAUACGUCAGUUCUGUUACUGCAAUAAUAACAUCAGAUAGCUUUUAUUGUCGUCUGCUGAUACUGUAAGAAACAUUUCUGCUAAGACCACGUGAUAACUGUUUCCAGGCAAUAACCUGUCUAUAAGGUAGAUGAUAUGUUGCCACGUGUUAUGAAAGUAGUAUCGCUUACCAAUCCUAAAGGUAGCUAACUAUCUUGAUCAACAAUCAUGUUUUUUUGUAUGUCAUACAUUUGUCAGGUUUCUUAUAACUUGGUCAUUAUUUCCGAAGAUUACAGAUUGUUAAAGUACCUUCAAAGUGGAUUCAAAGAUGGUCAGAUGUGGUGACGACCACAUACAAGUGAAAGAAAAAAAAAGUCCGAUGGCUAACUAGAAACACAAAAUUUACUUUGGAUGUGCAACUGAAUCAUACAAUAUGAAGUAAAACAUGUUAACUAAACACAGUUUAUCAAUAGAGAUGGAAAUAUGUAGAGCAAAAAGAAGUUUCAUAAAUACGCACAUAAUUUUUAAGAAAAAAAAAUACUUUGUAUUUAACGGUAUCACGAGUAUUCCAAGUCUUCUUCCUAAUUCUAUAUAAGUAAAUUUCCUAGUUGGAUAGUGCUUUCAAGUCACAGACGUCCGAAGAUUUUAGAUUAAAACUCAAUUUUAUUCAACAAUGUUAAAUCAUUGUCUAGUAUGCCAUCAAUGAAACUAGAAAUUUGAUUAUUUUGCAUUUCUUGCCAACACUGAGGCUACAGUCUUUCAAAUGUAGCGCGUUUCUAAUUACUAUUUAUUACUCUGCAUUGCAAAGGGACUUAAAGUGAGUGUUAAAGAGAAUAUAUAUAUGUAUAUAUAUAUAUAUAUAUAUAUAUAUAUAUAUAUAUAUAUAUAUAUAUAUAUAUAUAUAUAUAUAUAUAUAUAUAUAUAUAUAUAUAUAUAUAUAUAUAUAUAUAUAUGUGUGUGUGUGUGUGUGUGUGCGUGUGUGUGUGUGAUUAUUAGGAAGAGAUAGGAAAAAAGGGGGAGGUCGAGUGAUGACACAUCAGUUUUAUUCCGAGUGAUGACACAACAUCAGUUUUAUUCCGAGUGAUGACACAUCAGUUUUAUUCCGAGUGAUGACACAACAUCAAUUUUAUUCCGAGUGAUGACACAUCAAUUUUAUUCCGAGUGAUGACACAUCAAUUUUAUUCCGAGUGAUGACACAACAUCAGUUUUAUCCAAGUGAUGACACAACAUCAGUUUUAUUCCGAGUGAUGACACAUCAGUUUUAUUCCUAUCAUUGAAUUAUUUAGUUGCCAGGAAGUUUCUUCUUCUUUUUCUUAGAGCUGUGAGCUCUUUUGCAGACUGUGCCAAAUAGUACGCUGUUCUCUUCAGUUGUUCAGCACUGCUGUAAAGGGUGUUGGUGGAUUAGGAAGGGCCAUUCAAAGGGGGUAUGGUUUAAGGUUUCAUAAAGAUGGACACUGUGAUUACAAAGGGGAAGUUGUGUGGAAUUUUUUUUUUUUGUUAAGAUGGUAAUUUAAAAAAGGUGUGUGUCCUGUUCUUAGUUGGAAGUUUGUAAAUGUUUAUAAACUUUGAUGUCAUUUUUUCUUUUUCCACGUUCCUCUAACGUUAUUUGUUCAUUUCGUAUGUCAGUUUUUUUUUCUUCUUGUUGUCAGGUACUCCAUCACAACAAAAGCCAAAUGUGUUGUUUUUUUAAUUUGUUGAAUUAAAGUUUAAAAGUAAAUAUUAAAAGAAAACCUGCACUCGCUCGAUCACAACUACUUCAAGUCGUCGCGAAGUGGGUGGCCUGAAAGGCUCUGUCCAUUAUGGCAUGAACCGAACGCUACUCUUUAACUUGGGAACUUGAAAAGGAUCAAAAACUUCUCUCUGUUGUCUUCUGUAGGUCCUAGUAAUCACAACAAAUUUUCAAUAAGGAUCAAUAAAGCCAGUCUUAAUCUUAGUCGUAAUCUUAAAUGUUUAAAUUGCAAAAAAAAAAAAAAAACGAAAUGAAAUGAAACAAGCUAUAUGAGACCAGUGGCGUCACUAGAGAAGUGCAGAGGGUGCGGGGCGCAUAGGAUGACACAGGUCCUAGUGACGCACUAUAUGACACUAUGACCAAAAACCUAAUGUCUAAUAACCAUUGUUUAUUAUUUCUCUAUUUAAAGCCUAACCCAUAAUUUUUAAGUGGAGCGACGUUUGAUAUGUAUAUCUAUAUAUUUAUGAAUAGAUUCUAAUUGUUGACAAAAAAGCAUUAGUAUAGUGCAGUGAUGCCCAACCUAAUUCGACCUGCGGGCCAUUUUCAUUUCCAACACACGUGUCAGGGGCCACAUGACCAAAAAGGUUCAAAAACGAAAUGAAAUUGGCCUGAAACUAUUUAAUCAGGAACUUACAUUAAUUUAUGAGACAUUGGAAGUUUAUUUAAUUUUUUUUUUUACGCUUCGGAAAGUGGUUUCAUUUCUCUAUUUAUAAUGUGUGAAACAUUGUAGCUAGCUCUACCACCGUCUUAUUUUUUUUUUUUUUUUUUGGUAAAUAUUCUCAUCAACCAUCCAAUUUCUAGGCGCGUUUUUACAAUCUUUUAUUGGCGGCUCAAAUCUAGAAAGCCGUCAUAUUUGUUUUGUAAAGCCUUUGUAUAUGCUUGUUUUUUUUUUUCUAAACAAGCCCACUUUCUUUACAAAUUAAAUAUGUUGGAUAAUUAUUAUGAUCCACUAUAUAGUAAAGACCCGUUCCCCUUUCCUGGUAGAUUCUACAUUCAGAGUCCCAUUUCAGAAACGAACAAGUGUUUAAAGGUUAAUAGUGAGGCCGAUAAAAAAAGGGAGGGGGGUUCUAUACUUUGUUCUGACGUUUUGGCGGGCCGGAUAGAACCACGUCGCGGGCCGGAUGUGGCCCGCGGGCCGUAAUUUGGGCAUCAGUGGUCUAGUGCAAUUAUUAUGUGUUUUUUUUUAUAAAUUGAGAUGUCGCCAAGUUGUUUAGUUAAAAUAGUCAGAGUCACAUGGCUAUAAUAUGUUAGCUGGUCAGGCUCUCAUGGCUAUGAUUUGUUAGCUGGUCAGGCUCUCAUGGCUAUGAUGUGUUAGCUGGUCAGAAUCAGGUGGCUAUGAUAUGUUAGCUUGUCAGUAUUUCAUGGCUAUGAUGUUUUAGCUGUUCAGAAGCUCAUGGCUAUGGUGUAUUAACUGGUCACAAUCUCAUGACUAUGGUGUGUCAGAUGGUCAGACGCUCAUGGCUGUGAUGCGUUAGCUUGUGUCCUAGUUGUUUUUAUUUAUUAUGUUUAUGUUAUAAUAAACAUGUAUUAUAUUUAACGAAAGACUUCAUUGUAUGAAGUCUGAAGUCUGAACGUCUUAGAACUAAGUGAAACAUGUUUUACUCAAUAAGUGUACUGGACAAGAGUGCAGUAUGUCUAUGAGGUAAACAAAACAAUUUUUGUUCUAAACUUCCAGUUAGUUCUAUCAACUAGCAUAUCUUACAAACCAAUUGCAAGUAACAUCGCAUUCAGUAACCUUCAUAGUACUAUUAUAUAUAUUCUAUAUGUUUAAAGAAACUCCUGAAAGAAACCUUUGCUAUAUAACAUUCCAUUUAUUCCAACCAUCUCUCAUGUACUACACUUCUAAUUGAAUGGGGGAAAAAGUCUCCUAUAAGUUGUCUUUUAAAUAUAACAUUAACAUCGAUGUUAUAUCUUCUACAUUUUUGUUUUCAUUUUCUAUUUGUGUAUGUAUUUGUAUAGAUAAUCUAGUUCAAAGAGACAUUGUUAUUAUAUUGUUGACUAAAUUUUUUGGUAUUAAGGAAAUUCGUAUUAUAGUACAAGCAAGUUAUUGUACUUGGUAGAAGCUUAACAAUUGUAAACAAUGUAUUUAUGCAAACAAAAAGAGUUUGACGCUUUUAUUACAGUAUUAUGAGUAUCUUCUCGAACUAAUUUGCUGUAUAUAAUUUUUUUGUUAUUCAAACCAUGAGACCUUGGCGCGGACAUUAUGUGAUAGUAUCAUUAUAAUGGGUUAAAAUGAAUGCCUUGUGGUCUAAAGCAAAUUCCUAAAUAAUUGAAUCUGCUUCUUAAGUUUCUUGUGUUUAUUAUUGAUUUAUGACAAUAAAACAAUGUACAAUUUUA
Biomphalaria glabrata is the source of this 6228-nucleotide messenger RNA. RefSeq lists its product as uncharacterized. The transcript is spliced from 3 exons. Lineage: Eukaryota; Metazoa; Mollusca; Gastropoda; Planorbidae. The record is from RefSeq and is a predicted model, not a curated record. The coding region runs from base 214 to 2223 and encodes 669 amino acids.